AUGGCUGAACUAGAUUUAACACAAACCCCUUGUGAUACGUGUGGACAAAUAUCCGCGGAGAAUGAGGGAAUGGUUGGCUGUGAAGGGUGCAAAAGCUGGCAUCAUUUUCGAUGCGUCGGAGUAACAGCAGCUGUAAGAAAAGAGAAGAAGUGGUUUUGUUCAGAGACCGCUUGCCAAGAAGCGGCGCAAGAGUUCCAGAAGAACAAGGAACCGAAGAAAACGGGUCGUUCGAAGAAGAACGCGGAUGAUUCUGAUCGGUCUAGCGUUAAGUCAGAUCGUUCAAACGUUCUCACCGUGGAGCAAAGAAUGCAGGCCAUGGAGGAAAAACAGAAGCAGAUGGAGCAAGAACUUCUAGCCGAAUGGGCAUUAAAGGAGAAGGAAAGAGCGUUCAAACGCUCUCUCGAGGAAAAGAGAAAUUUGCUCGAGAAACAGCUGCGUGAGAAGGAAGAAGAAGAUCAGAAAUAUCUUCAAAAGGAACGUCUACGGGAAAAACAAGAGCCAAUGAAAGGUCUCGACGAAGAGUUGGACGAAGUGAAAGGUGCAGUCGGUCAGCUCACCAAAGGGAACGUGAAGUUGCUCCCCAAGACUAACGAGUCGGAUGAUGACGAAGAUGAAGAAGAGCAGUCACAGAGUGAAGAUGAAAAGGUUACCGACAGCGAAUCCAGUAAUGAUCAGGGCGAAUCGGUUAGAAAAGAUAACUGCGAAUCGGUUAGAAAAGAUAACGUCAAAGAGCAGAAAAAAUCUGGGCCAACCAAAUCGCAGAUGGCUGCUAGGAAUGGAAUAACACGAAAACUCCCCACGUUUACCGGCGCACCGGAAGAAUGGCCGUUGUUCUAUGGAGCUUAUCAAGCAUCGAAUGAAGCAUGCGGGUUUUCCGACGUCGAGAACUUGGUUCGUUUGCAGGAAAACUUAAAAGGUCCAGCUCUUGAGUUAGUUCGUGGACAGUUGCUGCUUCCGAAAUCAGUUCCGAGAGUUAUUGCAAAACUCCGUCAACUGUAUGGUCGACCAGAACAGUUGCUCCAAAGUCACUUGGAGAAAGUUCGCAGAUUGGAAUCACCCAAAGCUGAAAAAUUGGCCAGCUAUAUACCCUUUGGCAAUGUGGUGGAACAGCUGUGCGAACACAUUGAAGCGGCGGACCUUUCACAACACUUGAUAAAUCCGCUACUCAUCCAAGAUUUAGUUGACAAGCUUCCAGAUGUCGACAAACGCGAGUGGGUCCGUUUCAAACGCAGUAAAAAGGAAGUUACUCUGAGGACAUUCACUGAUUUCCUUGCAGAAAUUGUUGCGGACGCCUGCGAAGCAAACGUCGACGUGCAAUAUAAAGCGAAAUCGCCUACUAGUCACUCUGUGAGAGGAAAGCUGAGGGAAGGCGGAGCGCUAUUCAAUCACAGUGUUGUGGAUACUUUGGGCUCGAGCAUAUUCGAUCAGAGACAGCCUAAAGCUUGCAAGGUGUGUCAGCGUACUGAUCACCGCCUACGAUUCUGCCAAGAUUUCAAGAAUUUGGACUACCCUGACCGACUAAAAGUCGUCAUACGCUGGAAGCUGUGCAAUGUUUGCCUCAACGAGCAUGGUGGUACACAAUGCAAAUUUAAAAUACGCUGCAAUGUUGGGGAAUGCAGAGAAUCUCACAACCCGUUGCUGCAUCCGACGGAAGAUGUCGUCGGUACGAGCGCACAUAUUCAUGCCAGUAAUCCGGUAUUGUUCCGAAUGAUUCCAGUGAAGCUGCACUACGGUGAUAAGUCAGUAACUUUACAAGCAUUUCUGGAUGAAGGUGCCUCUGUUACCUUGAUGGAGAAGCAGUUGGCGGAUCGGUUAGGUGUCGUUGGUGUCCAAGAAAAACUAAUCAUAAAGUGGACAGCUGAUGUUACACGAAUCGAAAGGGAUUCACGUCGAUUAAAUUUAUGGGCAUCAGCAGUAGGAUCAGGUGAAAAGAUGUUGUUGAAAACAGUUCGCACAAUUGAUAAACUCAUGCUACCACAACAGUCUUUGAAUGGGGAGGAAUUAUCGGAGCAGUAUAUGCACAUGCGCGGCGUGCCGAUAUCAUCGUACGACGGCCGUCCAGAAAUGCUCAUCGGGCUAAAUAACAUCCAUUCUUUUGCCCCAACGGAAGUUAGAGUAGGCGAAACAGUAGAACCCAUAGCAGUUCGAUGCAAGCUAGGAUGGACGGUCUAUGGUCCGAAGCCAACAGCUGCUCAGUGGGAGAAUGGUUACCUGGGGUACCACCAGGAUGUCACUAACGAAGACCUGCAUGACUUGUUGAAAAGCCAUUACGCUCUGGAAGAGUCGGUGGUGACAGUCCCACAAGAAUCAGUGGAGGAGAAGAGAGCACGAGAAAUUCUAGAGCGCACCACUCAUCGAGUUGGCAACCGUUUCGAAACCGGUCUUCUGUGGAAAACAGAUGAUCCGCGUUUCCCGGAAAGCUUCCCCAUGGCAUUGCGAAGGCUUAAACAGUUGGAGAAAAGGCUGGAAAAGAACCCUGAGCUAUUCAAUAUAGUUUGCCAACAAAUAGAAGAAUAUCAAGAAAAAGGAUAUGCUCAUCUAGCUACUUGCGACGAAUUAUUGAAAACGGAGCCUGAUAAAACUUGGUAUCUUCCAAUAAACGUCGUCUUGAAUCCCAAGAAACCAGGGAAAGUGCGUCUGGUGUGGGACGCUGCCGCCUCUGUUCGAGGGAUUUCGCUAAACUCGCACCUACUAAAGGGGCCGGAUAUGCUAAUCCCACUAGUAGCGGUUAUUGUUGGAUUCAGAGAGUAUAGAAUAGCUCUCGGUGGAGAUCUUCGUGAAAUGCAUCACCAGCUGAAAAUACUUGACGCAGACAAACAAGCUCAAAGAUUUCUUUUCCGAAAGAACGCCAUGGAACCACCAAGCAUAUUCGUCAUGGACGUCGCAACAUUCGGGUCAACGAGCUCACCGUGCUCGGCUCAGUUUGUGAAAAACCGGAACGCAGCAGAGUAUUCAUCCCAAUAUCCGGAAGCAGCAGCGGCGAUCAUCAAUCGACACUAUGUCGAUGAUUACUUUGACAGCGUCGAUACCGUCGAAGAUGCCAUUCGACGUGCAAAGGAGGUGAGCUUUGUACAUUCUAAAGCGGGUUUCGAAAUACGAAACUGGGUUUCGAACUCAUCUGAAGUACUUCGUGGUCUUGGAGAAAAAAACCCAGCUAGAGAAAUCCAUUUCAAUGAGAACAAAGAAACCGCGAAUGAACGUGUCUUGGGAAUUAUUUGGAACCCAGCACAAGACGAAUUUUCCUUUUCUACUCAGCACGGCGAAGAACUCAAACCGUAUUUCCAAGAAGGGAAAAGGCCGACAAAAAGAAUCGUUUUGAGCAGUGUUAUGGGAUUCUUUGAUCCAUUCGGGCUAUUAUCACCCUUCACGAUCCACGGUAAGAUAAUAAUCCAGCAUUUGUGGCGUUCCGGUUGCAAAUGGGAUGACGAAAUUGGCGAUGAAGGCUGGCUAAUGUGGAAGCGCUGGAUUUGUCUACUUCCGGACGUUGAAAAAAUUCGCAUUCCUCGUUGUUAUCUCGGAGAUGCAAUGUCUUCGUUAGUCAAGUCGCUGGAGGUUCACAUUUUCACGGAUGCGAGUGAACACGCCUACGGCUACGUUGCAUAUUUGCGAGCUGACAUUGGCGGAACAAUUAGGUGUACUUUGAUCAUGUCGCGUUCGAAAGUAGCUCCUUUGAAACGCCAGUCCAUCCCCCGUCUCGAAUUGAUGGCUGCUGUUCUUGGAGCCCGUAUGAAGCAAACGAUUCUUACAACACACACCCUGAGCAUUAACCGUUGUGUGCUGUGGACUGAUUCUCGUACCGUAUGUAGCUGGAUACAGACUGAUCAACACAAGUACAAGCAAUUUGUGGCUUUCCGUGUUGGGGACAUUUUAGAAGCGACCAAAGUCACAGACUGGCGAUGGCUUCCAUCGAAGUUGAACAUGGCUGAUGUCUUGACGAAGCGGGGCAGUGGCCCACCACUAGAUAGUAAUGGAGCGUGGUUUAAUGGUAAUUCGUUAUUGUAUCAACAUGAAGACCAGUGGCCAACGCAAGAAACUCAUAUUGAAGAAACCGACGAGGAGGCGAGAGGUAUUGUAUUGCUCCAUCACUUCAUCGACGUUCAAACAACCUCUCGGUGGACAAAGCUGAUCAGGGUGACAGCAAACGUUAUGCGCUUCAUUGACAACUGCAGACGCAAGAAGAAAGGGUUGCCAAUACGAGUUACAAGAGCAACGGAGAACCAGCGGAGGUUGAUUAAAACUCAGCUUCUGCAGUGCAACAGCCGUUUCAAAGGGAGGAACUGCAAUCAGCGGAAACCAUCAUUUGGAAACAGGUGCAAUUCGAAUGUUUUCCGGACGAAAUGA
This is a messenger RNA of Topomyia yanbarensis, 4341 nucleotides long. RefSeq lists its product as uncharacterized. Bases 1 to 4341 code for a protein of 1446 amino acids. Gene Ontology annotation, molecular function: nucleic acid binding. NCBI's taxonomy places the organism in Eukaryota, Metazoa, Arthropoda, Insecta, Diptera, Culicidae. The record is from RefSeq and is a predicted model, not a curated record. The transcript has 2 exons.